AUGGAGAGCAAUACUAUUAAUGACCGAAUUACAAGAGCUCCCUCAUCUGCUUCUCCAAACUCUAGCAAUCCACAACGAAAUAGUUCAAGUAAUGAUAAUGUACGAGCUGCUUCGUCAUCGUCAAGUUCACGUAACAACGGAGGAGGUCAAACUUCAGCUGUAAUUUCUACUGUCUUGUCAAAUGUGUCAAAUGUGCCCACGUCAACGCUGGCUACAACCUCUGUGCGUGCCUCUGCCGCAGGGUCGAGACGAGUGAGACGGAAUUGGAUAGGUUAUUUAGUAGCGAACUUUAGAUCGGCUUCACGAACUUCCAAGGUUUUGUUAAUAUUAUCUUUGUCUAUGGUGUUAAUUCAGGUUGUAGUUACGGUGGCAGUACUUGUGACGUCUCGAAAUCAAACAUGUGAUAAACCACUUCAACUUUUCCUUGAAUUGUACAUUGUGAGGGUGAUUCUCGCGUGUCCAGUAAAUGUGUAUUUAUAUUUACAUCCCAGAGAAAAUAGAGUGCGUGGUGGAUUAAAUCAAACUGAAAAUGAACGAAGGAGAGACGGUUGGGUUGAUCGUCUAAAAUCAUUUCUUGAUUUGUUCGCUACUCUUUGGUUCAUCAUUGGAAAUUAUCUAUUAUUCACCACGAACAAAUGUCAGGAGACCGCACCUGCAAUUUUCUAUUUAUCCCUAACGUGGGUUAUUCUCGGCUACAUCAUCAUCACCAUUCCAAUAUUAUUAUGUCUAGCAGUGAUAUUCUGUCUGCCAUGUGUGUUGGUAGCCAUGAGAAUAUUACAUGUCAAUGAAGCCGCAGGAAUCAGUGGAGCAAGUGAGGAAGUCAUUUCCAAAAUUCCCUUGGUAAAAUACAAAUCGAUGGCAAAAAGUGAUCCUUCAUCAACGGACACAAAUGACCAAAUAAUAAAUGAUCUCGACACUACAAGAAACGAAUCAGAUUCUAAUAUAUCAGCACCGUCAACUACAGGUACCAAUGAACCACUACAACAACAAUCGCCACAUAAAUCAUCUAGGUUUAAAUUUGGGUUGGGGAAAAAGAAAAAGACAUCAACAACAAGUUCACCCGCGCCUAUACAAUAUCUCACAAUCCCGAACGAAGAUGAUGCAAUUGUGUGGAUGAAUGGCUGCGACUAA
Molecule: messenger RNA, 1131 nt
Organism: Ambispora leptoticha
Lineage: Eukaryota; Fungi; Glomeromycota; Glomeromycetes; Archaeosporales; Ambisporaceae
Source: the annotation of a GenBank genome assembly